This is a messenger RNA of Myotis myotis, 6928 nucleotides long. RefSeq names its product far upstream element binding protein 1 (gene FUBP1). Bases 118 to 2163 code for a protein of 681 amino acids. The record is from RefSeq and is a predicted model, not a curated record. Gene Ontology annotation, biological process: regulation of DNA-templated transcription. Gene Ontology annotation, molecular function: mRNA binding. NCBI's taxonomy places the organism in Eukaryota, Metazoa, Chordata, Mammalia, Chiroptera, Vespertilionidae. Gene Ontology annotation, cellular component: cytoplasm; nucleus. The transcript has 21 exons.
GCACGAUGGUCGCACAAGAAUGUGAUAGAGGCUCCGCGGCCGCCAUUUUCUUUCUUUCUUAGCAGUUGGCUGAGAGAAGGUCUGUGUGGACAGCGGUAGCGGCCACAGUAGGUAGAGAUGGCAGACUAUUCAACAGUCCCUCCACCCUCCUCUGGCUCAGCCGGCGGCGGAGGCGGCGGCGGCGGCGGCGGAGGCGUUAACGAUGCUUUCAAAGAUGCGCUGCAGAGAGCCCGGCAGGUAAGCCGGGGCCGCGCGGCGGGAUCCCGACGGCUCACGAUUGCAGCAAAAAUUGGAGGUGAUGCUGGUACAUCACUGAAUUCAAAUGACUAUGGUUAUGGGGGACAAAAAAGACCUUUGGAAGAUGGAGAUGGCUCUUGGACAAGUCCGAGCAGUACAACACACUGGGAGGGAAUGCCCUCUCCUUUUAAAGAUCAACCAGAUGCUAAGAAAGUUGCUCCUCAAAAUGACUCUUUUGGGACGCAGUUACCACCGAUGCAUCAGCAGCAAAGCAGGUCUGUAAUGACUGAAGAAUACAAAGUUCCAGAUGGGAUGGUUGGAUUUAUUAUUGGCAGAGGAGGUGAACAAAUCUCACGUAUACAGCAGGAAUCUGGAUGCAAAAUACAGAUUGCUCCUGACAGUGGUGGCCUUCCAGAAAGGUCUUGUAUGUUAACUGGAACACCUGAGUCUGUCCAGUCAGCAAAACGAUUACUGGACCAGAUAGUUGAAAAAGGAAGACCAGCCCCUGGCUUCCAUCAUGGUGAUGGACCAGGAAAUGCAGUUCAAGAAAUAAUGAUUCCAGCUAGCAAAGCUGGAUUAGUUAUUGGAAAGGGGGGAGAGACUAUUAAACAACUUCAGGAACGGGCUGGAGUUAAAAUGGUUAUGAUUCAAGAUGGACCUCAGAACACUGGUGCUGACAAACCUCUUAGGAUUACCGGAGAUCCAUACAAAGUUCAACAAGCCAAGGAAAUGGUGUUAGAGUUAAUUCGUGAUCAAGGUGGUUUCAGAGAAGUUCGAAAUGAGUAUGGGUCAAGAAUUGGAGGAAAUGAAGGGAUAGAUGUCCCCAUUCCAAGAUUCGCUGUUGGCAUUGUAAUAGGAAGAAAUGGAGAGAUGAUUAAAAAAAUACAAAAUGAUGCUGGUGUUCGAAUUCAGUUUAAGCCAGAUGAUGGAACAACACCUGACAGGAUAGCACAAAUAACAGGACCUCCAGACCGAUGUCAACAUGCUGCAGAAAUUAUUACAGACCUUCUUAGAAGUGUUCAGGCUGGUAAUCCUGGUGGACCUGGACCUGGUGGUCGAGGGAGAGGUAGAGGUCAGGGCAACUGGAACAUGGGACCACCUGGUGGACUUCAAGAAUUUAAUUUCAUUGUACCAACUGGGAAAACUGGAUUAAUAAUAGGAAAAGGAGGUGAAACCAUAAAAAGCAUAAGUCAACAGUCUGGUGCAAGAAUAGAACUUCAGAGAAAUCCCCCACCUAAUGCAGAUCCUAAUAUGAAGUUAUUUACAAUUCGUGGGACUCCACAGCAAAUAGACUAUGCUCGGCAACUCAUAGAAGAAAAGAUUGGUGGCCCAGUAAAUCCUUUAGGGCCACCUGUACCCCAUGGACCCCAUGGUGUCCCAGGGCCCCAUGGGCCUCCUGGGCCUCCUGGGCCUGGAGCUCCAAUGGGACCAUACAACCCUGCACCUUAUAAUCCAGGACCACCUGGCCCUGCUCCUCAUGGUCCUCCAGCCCCUUACGCUCCCCAGGGGUGGGGAAAUGCAUAUCCACACUGGCAGCAACAGGCCCCUCCUGAUCCAGCUAAGGCAGGAACUGAUCCAAAUUCCGCAGCUUGGGCUGCGUAUUAUGCUCACUAUUACCAACAGCAAGCACAGCCACCACCUGCAGCUCCCACUGGUGCACCAACUACAGCCCAAACCAAUGGACAAGGUAACUAUGGUGAUCAACAGAAUCCAGCUCCAGCUGGACAGGUUGAUUAUACCAAGGCUUGGGAAGAGUACUACAAGAAAAUGGGUCAAACUGUUCCUGCUCCUACUGGUGCUCCACCGGGUGGUCAGCCAGAUUACAGUGCAGCCUGGGCUGAAUACUAUAGACAACAAGCAGCCUACUAUGCCCAGACAAGUCCCCAGGGAAUGCCACAGCAUCCUCCAGCACCUCAGGGCCAAUAAUAAGAAGUGGACAAUACAGUAUUUGCUUCAUUGUGUGGGGGAAAAAUACCUUUGUUAAAUAUAUGGAUGCAGACGACUUGAUGAAGAUCUUAAUUUUGUUUUUGGUUUAAAUAGUAGUUUUUUUUUCUUUUGAAAAUGUACAAAAUAUCUAUCACUACUGAUAGGAGGUUAAUAUUUCUGUGUAGAAAUGAAAAUUGGUUUGUUUUUAGUAUUUAGUGUAGAUGUACACAUUCCAGCAAAUGUAUUUGCAACUAUUAUGUGGUCAAUGCUUUGUGAUAUAAAUGUACUUUUUCAAUGUAUACUUUCACUUUUAAAAUGCCUGUUUUGUGCUUUACAAUAAAUGAUAUGAAACCUCCUGUGUCGGUAAGUUGGAUAUGUGGGUAUUUAAAGAAUUCAUAAUUUCUUAGCAAUGAUAAAUUAAGAUACAUAUACACAAAUAUAUAAGCUUUCCCCAUGAAAUAUGAAUUGAAUUUUUAAACACUGGCAUGUUUUUUUUUCCCCUUGCAGUAUAGUAAUAGAUUGGAGGAUCUUUUCCAUUUAUUGUAUUUGGCUGUUUCAGCACAAGUAAUCCUGAUAUCUUCUUUAUUUAUUUUUUUUUUUUCCUUCUGUUUGAUUAAAAACUGCAUGUGUGUACAAUGAUCUUUUGGCAUACUUCCAUUGAAUUAACAGUGAAAUUUCCUUUUAUACAUGACCACUGUUUCAGACCUGUACUGCUGCUAUAACAGUUAACCUUUCUGUUCUUAAUUUGAUAAUUACUUGAUUUCCAAGACUGUUUCAGCAUAACUAACUUUAAAAGUUUUCAGAUAGUGAAUAUGAGUAGUCUAAUAAGAACAGUUUUUUUCAUGUGAAGCAACUCUUUCAAUGUAUACGAUAUUAGUGUGUUUCUUUCUAAAUUAAGGGUAGAAAAGUGAAUAGUUUGCAAAAAAGUAUAAUAGUUACAGUGCAUCUGCCAUUGAAACAUUAUUGGGAUAUGGAAAUGUUCAAGCUCUUUUUUUUUUCUUUUUGCAGUAUAGAUAAGCUUUGUUUUGUACAUGCACAAGUCCAGUCAUUGAAUCAACUUAAUUUUUUUAUGUACUUGAAAUCAUUUUAUUACUCUAUGACACUCAUGCUGAAGUUUUGAUAUUUUGUUGAAAUCCAUUGGUUUACUCUGCAUAUUUGUUGGCUCUUUGCAUAUUAAUAUAUUAGACUACAUGCAAAUACAGUCUGUCUUGCCAUUGUCUGUUGAAGUGCAGGUUUGAUCCAGCCAGUAUAGAACUAGCUCUGUAGGGGUGAGGAGGACUGUGCUGUGUAUCAUCCUUGAUUGUGUUCCUUCAAGGAGCAUUGCACUGUAAGUACAUCAGAAUGACAAAUUGAUGAACUGCAACAGUAUCUUUUUGUCAAUGUUCCACAUAAUGUAAAUGCCAUACUUUGUGUGAAUAUUAUGUUGGAAUACAGUGCUGAUAUCUUGGAAAACCAUAAAUGCUUCUUAAUUUAACAUAGAAUAAUACAUAGGUCUUUUUUUUUAAGUGAGCUCAAUGGGUAAGUAUUUUUUAUAUGCUUUAGCUAUAGCUAAAGAAAACUGAUCAUUAACAAAAUUGAAUAGUAUUACUCAUUGGUGCUCCUAAAACAUAUUGUUUUUCAGUAUAAUAUAUGCAUAUUUUGUAUACUAAUAAUGAAAGACUUGAAAUGUAUCAGACAGAAGUGGUUUUCAGUUUGCAAAUAUAUUAAGCAAUGUAGCAGUUUUAACACCAUUUCUUAAAUAUGUUCUUUCAUUGGUAGGGAGCACCAUUUGUUGUUUUGAAUAUACUGUAAAGAAAGAUGUACAAGAACAUAAAUGUUGAGAUUACCUAGGGUAGAAAACUAGCAGUACAGUUCAUUGUGGAUAUUUUGAAAUGUUUUUGAUUGUUUUAUAGAAGUUAGAGUGACUUCCACUACCCUUAUGUAGAUAUGGAUAUGUAGCUCUAGUUUGAAGUUUAAUCCUUAGGGAGUUAGUUAUCUGUUAUCUUUAAGAGUAGGGUAUUGACAUGAACAAUUUCAGUAUUUUGCAUGAUACUGUUUUAUAGAUGACCUUUAGGAAAGUGGUACAUUUAUUAAUUAAACUGAAGAGAUAGUUCAGUUAGAUUCAAUAUCAUAACUCACAAAUUGGAGGCUGUUGAUUUUGAUUCAUUUAAACUUUAAAAUCUUUAUUAAUUGCAAACAGUGCAAUUAUUUAUGCUUCACAGUGCCUUCCCAGACCUUCCACCUUAGGUUCUGCUGCAAAAAGCAACAGGUAAGCACAACCUAAGGACAUAUAUAAAUAAAUAUUUCAAUACAUUAAUGUUGUCCCUGUGAGGUUUUUGUGGUUGUGUAUUCAAAAGCAAUCUGCUACUGCUUCCCCAAAAUGUAUCUUGUUAUUUAUGCUACUAUUUCAGUGGAAAGUCUGUAAGUUGUUCAAACAGCUGUUUACAUUUCUAGGUAAUGUUUUUAUUUUAAUUAAACAAGAAUGAUGAGUAGAUUGCUGCUGUAAUUGAACUACAUCACCCUUUGUAAUCUUUUCCCAUAGAAAAAUUGUUACAUUUAAGAAAAGGCAAUUACAUGGAUUUUAAGAUUUAGGAAGUCACUUGGUCAGAAAGUUCAACAGCCUUCACAAUCUAUUUAAGAUUGAUAGGACAUUUCUUUGCCCUCCAAAGCUAUGGAGUCUUUGUUUUUUUCUUAUUCUUGAACUAGAGCAAUUCAGUGAGGCCAUUAUGCGUUAGAGUUUUAUUAUGUCUCCUUUUUAGACAGUUUGGGUUUUAUAACUUUUAUAUACACUGAAAAAGGAAAAAAAUUUUAAAGAAAACUGGCAGUAUGUUUUGAUAAAAGGCAUGUGCAUCAGUGAAAUGGUAACUGUUUAGCAAAUAACCUUGCAUAAUCUGUAUAGCAACCAGUAUUUUUCUGAUUUAUAAUAUUUUAAUAACUGACGCUGAAUUUAUUUCAUUUUUUUUUAUUUUUUUAUUUUUAUUUUUUUGCCAGUUUAAAAUGUUUGUGUGUUCUUAUUGAUGAUUUUGACUGGUACAUAUUUUGAGUUAAGAUGAAUGUUUUAAAGCAGCAUCAUAUCAGUUUUGUUUAUUCUAUUUCUAAAAUGUGCUGAUCCUUUUAAAACUCCUGCUUAUCUCUACAACAAAGAAAAAUAUUCAAAAAUACUGCCUUCAUUUUCACACACAGUGCUGAAGAUGCUGCAAGCACCAAAUCAUAGCUCAUAAAAUCAGGUCCUGAGAUAGUUACCCAUAAAGAGGAAUCCUUUGAGUGUAUGCCAUUGGUGAGCCGAUGAGCAUGGACCAUAGAAGGGCUCAAUGUAGAAGGUAAAAUUGGCGAAUCAUAAUUGAGAAAUAUGAAAUGUAUUCCCAUACAUAAUAUGGUAUAGGGUAUAAUGUACCUGCUUUUGAUCACUUCAUUUUAAAGUGCUAUUCACUUGCUCUUAAAUGUUCCGUGAACUGUUAAGUUUCAUAAGUUAUGUAGUUAUUGCACCACAUUUGUGUGUGUGUAUGCACGCGCGUGCGCGUGUGUGUGUGUGUGUGUGUGUGUGUGUGUGUUUGAUAGUCAAUGAUAGGUAUGUUAAGAUAAUAUAAAGGAGCUCUUUGAACUUUCAGAGAUUGUCAAGUUUGGGUUAGCUGUAGCUUGCAUUUUUACAAAAGAAAAUACAGAUGAAUGCUAAUAGAUAUUGGGGCAUUGUUUCUGUCUUAUGAGAAAUUUUUGUCAUUACCAUAAGCCUUCACUAAUACUGCAAGCAUUUUUUUAAUGGCGCUAAUCUUAACCUUGAAGUUAAUGCAAAGCAGAAAAGGUGAGCCAGUUGGUUUGAAUGCAAUGGGUGUUAGGAGUGGUAGAAACAAUGUUUAGUUUAGAUUGAAAUUGAACUGACUUUUGAACUGACUUAUUUUAUUUUGCACUUAAAUUUUGAAAAUGUUUUUUUUGAAGAUAUGUUAGUGUGAUACUUAGAAUUCUUAUGUUUUGAUGUUUCUUUUAGAAAUGAGAAGUAUGCUUUUAUUUUUAACAAAUGGUUAGAACUAGUCAUUUAAUACUAGUUGUUUAUAGACAUUGUAAAAUAUAUCCUUAGACAAAUACUUUGGUAGUUAAUUCAGAAGGGUGGGUUUGGGUAGGAGUAGCAGAGUACCUUAAGAGAGAAAGAGGAAUAUACGCAGAAGGGAUAACAUUUCAUUUGUGUAAAUACUCUGCCAAGAGAAUCAGUUCUAUCUGCACAGUUGUCUGUUGUCUAGAGUAGGGGUAUAGAAAUUAGUAAUCAAUGAGGAUGUCUUAUUUUUAGUUCUUGAAAAUUCUGCCUCGUUUUAAAAUGUAUUUUAACAAUACCUAAAAGCUAAUUUUGAGUCUGAAAAUAACCUUAUUUUUUGCUUAGUCACUUGAGUUUUAUUGCCACAGUAUAAACUUCUGAGGGAUUUUUUACAUUGGUGUUUCUAAGAAGCAAAUAAAUCCCAGGGUUUUAUUUUCUUCAUUUAUACCCCUAUAGAAACUCUUAAAUGUACUUGCACAUAUAUAUAUUUUUUCUUAUGCAUGCUCGAUGCAUUUUCGUCCUGAGAAAAGUGUUCUCUACAGAAACUACCCGUGUGUAAAAAGAAGAUUGGCUUAAAAUGGCUACUGUGAUGGGAACAGUGUCUUAGGGAGAUGCAGCUUGGACUGGAGGUAAAUUGAAUACUUUACAAACUGUGGUUUAGAGUUUGCUUUAAUGACAUUGUAUGUAAAAGGACACAUGAUUGCUGUAAUUUUGUAUUAUGGUUUCCUCAAUAAAAAAAUAAAUGUACAUUGAUGAAUAUUA